AUGUACGACAACGCAGAAUUAGAGACGACCCUCUCGGAAAGAGCAUUGUGCGGCCGCGGCUUAAAAGAGUACGAGACGGGAAAGAUUCAGACGGCUCUCGCUUUGGGACGUGGUCAUAUCCAGGGAGUUAAGAACGUCAAGAAAUGGAAGCACGAGUUGCUCUUGAAGCAAGCCGACAACACCGGAUCUUUGGAGGCGCUCACGCAUCGCCUGAACGUCAAGCGAUUAGAGAUCCAACCAAACAAAGAGCCAACUGAGUUGCAAAAGAAAAUACUGACGAGCCUAGCCCAAGGUGUCGAGCGACUGAGAGCCAACCAAGUCGUCAUGGAUGGAACCAUUGCAACAUAUGAUAGCAAAGUCGCACGCGGUUUGGACAGGUGGCGGAAGGCUUGGACAGAAGUAGACAAAAUCCUAGCCAAAGUAUGGACAGAUGCAGGGCGUUUAAUGGCGGACGACGAUUCGGAUGCGGACAACGAAAGGCCACCUAGAGCGACUGAGUCAAAGAACGAAGUCGGACGAAACCGAGGCCGGGCGACUAUACCUGGCGAAGACGUGCCGUUAGCUGCACCGGAGGCAGAGCCCGCUCGACAAAGGCAGGCAGGAAGGCGAAGAAGCGAUAUCUCGGAAUGGCAAAACAGUGUCCAAGCCCAAAGCCCCACGAACCUCGACAAGGGGAAAGGUGACGACCCUAUAACAAUGGGGAUCUUCAAACAUCUCCGAGCUCGUCCCAAAACUCUAAUGAGUAUCUGCGAAGACCGUAUCGGGCAUAUCCGUCGCGCCCGCCGCCGCCGCCGCCGCCGCCUCCCCCACCACCACGUCAUGUCAACGAUGUCUCCAUGCCCAGCCACGCGCGACAACAAGCGCGUAAUCGUGACGCGCAUCGGGAACGACGAGAUCGAAGUCGGUCAAGCAGUCCAGGACGCGAACGAGGUACAUCUAGAGACGCACCAGACUAUCGGGAACGCAAUCACCGCGAAAGUCAGCAGCAUAGGACUCGCGAUGAAAGCGCCCGGAGGAUAA
Molecule: messenger RNA, 1020 nt
Organism: Alternaria viburni
Lineage: Eukaryota; Fungi; Ascomycota; Dothideomycetes; Pleosporales; Pleosporaceae
Exons: 4
Coding region: 1-1020 (339 amino acids)
Source: RefSeq, a predicted model, not a curated record